AUGGACCAGGAUGAGUGGGAAGUGGGCGAGACGUUUCAGCUACCGGUCAAUGUGCCCACUGCGCUGUUCGCCUACAACCCGGGCCCCAUGAGCAGGGACGAGGCGGACAUCAAGGCCAUGGUCCUCUACGGGCCCAUGGACGGCGCGCUGUGCCAUCGCAACCUGCUCGACAUUGCCCGCUUGACCCUCGUGUUCCCCACAUGCACCGUGCUGAAGCUGGGGCUGGAGGCGGUGCGCAACCAGUUCGAGGUUGUCAAGGUGCACAACUAUUUCCGGGACCCAGGUCCGCUCGGUGGGCGCUAUAUCGACGUUCUCGUUCUGAUUGACCUGUCCCAGGACCCUGGGGUGCCGUACCCGUACGUGUGCAGGAUCCGAUUGGAGACGUUGCCGUACUUUCAGGCGGCGGCGGAGGUCGAGGACGUGCUGGAGGGAUUGUACGACACCCUCUGCGGGAACGACGUGUCCAAGGCCGUCGCCCAGAGCUUCCUGGAGUUCCCAGAGAAGAAGCUCGCCCGCGACUGUCGCCGGAAGUUCGAGGCCCACUACGGGUCCACGCUGUCCGCCUGGCGA
This is a messenger RNA of Prorocentrum cordatum, 570 nucleotides long. NCBI's taxonomy places the organism in Eukaryota, Dinophyceae, Prorocentrales, Prorocentraceae. The record is from the annotation of a GenBank genome assembly.